UGCGGCCGCGGCGGAGCGCCCGCCCCCCGCUCGCCCUCCGCCGGCUGGCCGGCGCGGCCAUGGAGGUCUACAUCCUGUCCUUUCGCUAUGAGGAGAGUGACCUGGAGCGGGGAUACACGGUGUUUAAGAUAGAAGUGCUAAUGAAUGGAAGAAAACAUUUUGUUGAAAAAAGGUACAGCGAAUUUCAUGCUUUGCACAAAAAGCUUAAGAAAUGUAUAAAAUCUCCAGAAAUUCCUUCGAAACAUGUUAGGAACUGGGUUCCAAAAGUGUUAGAACAGCGACGACAAGGUUUCGAAACAUAUUUACAGGCUGUCAUUUUAGAAAAUGAAGAACUUCCCAAACUGUUUAUUGAUUUUCUAAACGUGCGACACUUGCCCUCUCUACCAAAGGCAGAAAGUUGUGGAUCUUUUGAUGAGACAGAAUCUGAAGAGUCAAGCAAACUGUCCCACCAGCCCGUGCUGCUGUUCCUCAGGGAUCCAUACGUCUUGCCUGCAGCCAGCGAUUUUCAGAAUGUGGUUACUGAGGGAGUGCUCCAUGGGAUAUUUUACCCUCAUCUGCAGCCCAGGUAGAAAUCCUACAUGGCUAAAAGAAGCUGAGGCAAGUUUCGAAAACACAGCCAAGGAAAUCAAUACCUACCAAAUUAACCGAAACUCUACGACCUAAUAGCUUUAGCUAGUGGUAAAAUUCACAGUCCCAGCUUAAUUCAGGGCAGGGACCUUUCCAUUAGAAUCGUGCUUUUAAAAAUAGAAACUGAACCAGGGCAGCGGUCAGGUGAAGGCCAAGUGUUCAAGAAGUAGAAUGUAGCUGCCA
Messenger RNA from Nycticebus coucang (slow loris), 810 nucleotides. RefSeq names its product sorting nexin-24-like. The coding region runs from base 60 to 569 and encodes 169 amino acids. Gene Ontology annotation, molecular function: phosphatidylinositol phosphate binding. NCBI's taxonomy places the organism in Eukaryota, Metazoa, Chordata, Mammalia, Primates, Lorisidae. The transcript has a single exon. The record is from RefSeq and is a predicted model, not a curated record.